Molecule: messenger RNA, 785 nt
Organism: Physcomitrium patens
Lineage: Eukaryota; Viridiplantae; Streptophyta; Bryopsida; Funariales; Funariaceae
Source: RefSeq, a predicted model, not a curated record
UAUAGCGUUUCAAUCUCCUUUUUGGGUGUUGCGUUGAUGGAGAGCUCUCUCGUAGCUCUCCCACUGUUUCUUCAAAUCUGAGAAGGCGUUGUUGCUAUUGAAGAUUGCUGCCCUCGCGAAGAUCCGCUCCGCUGCUUGCAUAUACAUUGAUGGGUGUCGGCUGUCGAUGUGGGCGCCUUGAUGGGCUUUGCGAUGGAGUCAACCACCAAUGCGGGAUUGGCCAUGGCGAGCUCCGUUGCUAUAGUGGAGUCGACCACCGAUGCAAGGUCGACCAUAGCAGGCUCUGCUGCUGCAGUAGAAUCGACCGCCAAUGCGGGGUUGGCCAUGGCGGGUUCUGCUGUUGUAGUAGAGUUGACCGUGGUGGGCUCUGCUGUUGUUGUCGCGGGCUUUGCUAUUGCAAUGGAGUCGCCAGCCAUUGCGAGAUCAAUUGUGGUGGGCUCUGCUGUGGCUGUGGCGGGCUCCCAUAUCGGAGUAGCAUCAAAUCCAUGAAAUAUCAAUAUGGAUUUGGAGUGAGGUGGUUUACUAUGUGUUCUCCCACUCCAUGAUGUAUCAAAAUAUGGUUGUUGUAGAAAGGCUGGUGAUUUUGAGUAGACUAGCAAUGCUUGAAUUGUUUAGAAUAGGUUUCUUGUUUUGAAUUGAGAGGAAUAGGAUACAUGCCUAGUUGAGAUAGGUACUGAAAAGGUUUCUCUUUAGGAAGAGAUUUUAUAAAUACAUCUGCUGUCAUAUGUGUGGUUGGCACAUAUUGUAAUUUAAUUUCCUUGGCAAGUAUCUUUUCUCUUGUGAAA